CUAUCGCUCACAUCUUUAGCGGCGACAAGCAAUCUGUCCUUCCCUGCCUCGUACCGCUCGCAGAUGCGUCCAACGUACACUGGAAGCUGCUUUCACGUACCAACGAGACGAGACAUCGAGGAGCGGAAAUAACAAGGCCGAGCUUAUCCCCAGACGGAGUAGACAAGCAGCAGCAGCUACCCUACUUGUCCAGCAGGAGCCGUGACAGACCUGACCACAUGUCUGUUGGGCCAUGAGCUCGCGCACUAGCUCGACGACAGCACAGUCGUCGACCCUACGCCCAAGAGCUCCCAGACUCAUCUCUGGUCUUGACGAUGAAGCUCCAGCUACCCUGACCCCCAUGGCACGCCAUGCCUCGCCGCUACCUUCUCCUUUCGAGUCCCGCGAGCCAUCGCCUAUGCCGAGUACACGAUUACCGCGAACUGCAUCUUCUCAGACCGUCCGACCUGCGAAAAGCAUGAGUCGGCUCGCUCCCGAUCGCGCUCAGUCGCCCGCGACUCUGUCGGCCUUCUUCGGAGACUCAUGGUCCGCUAUACAGGGUAUGGCCUCGGAUCUACUGACUCCUGCUACUGGGAACUCAAAAGCAGGCGCUUCGCCUCGACGUCGUAAGCCUUCGAUCAACUCGACUUCUACGCGGAACACCAGUGCCCCUCCGAAGCAAUGGGGUGUUCCGACCACGACAUCCUCCCCUGCCAUCGGUGUGGGGUCGCACGAAGAGAGGGAGUCUUUGGUAAGAGCUGAAAAGAGGAGACAACUCAUGAACGCAACCCCUGAACACAACACUAUCGGCCACUACAAGCGUCGCUCUUCUGAAGAUGGUCCCUCAGCUUCCGCUCCUCCCGAAAAUGGUCAUGACAGAGAUGCCUUGGUCUAUGUUCAUCAUGUCAAGCCUGACGAUACGCUAGCCGGCAUCACUAUCAAAUACAACAUUCAUCCGUCCGCUUUACGGCGAGCGAACCGUAUGUGGCCUAAUGAUCGGAUACAGGCUCGCAAGACCAUCCUGCUUCCUGUUGAUCAGUGUGCUGUGAAAGGUACUCGACUUAAUGGGAGUGAGGACCUGUACCAGCUCACUCAGGAGAAUAACCCGUUUCCGACCUCUAUAGAGGAGGUCAAGACGCCCGUCCCGACGGGCAGGAAAAGGAAUGAAUCUGUAUCCACAAAUGGCGAUCGCCCGUCAUCUUCAUCAUGUCGUUCUUCCUACGAUCCGGAAGCAACAUGGGAGCACGAUGCCUGGGUGUUACUGCCCAACAGCAAACAACCUACCGAGAUCGCUCGCUCGUCCCGCCGUAACCUUGCGUUCUUCCCUCCCGCUCGACGAAAAUCUCAGUCGUAUUCGGAUAUCGACACACCCUCCGCCUCGCUCGAUUUGAACCGUUCGGUGAUACACGAGAACCCUCUGGAUUCUCCCAAGCAAGAGGUUCCUCAACGACCGCGUGGGACCAGAAGGUUAUCCAACGCCGGCAACGCUUAUUUCCCAAGUUAUCUGGCUGGUCCAGGAGGUGUUGGAACUAUGGGCAAGAACGUCAAGUCACCGGGACCUGCUCAAGACGGCUUGAAUAAGAUGUUCGCUAGCCACCUUCCCAACGUUGCACCUCCGCCGAACCAAUCAAACCUAUAUCUUCCAGACAUUCCGACUUACUCCGAUGAUCCGAGUCCCUUUACGCCUGGGCUAACACAUGCGCAAUCGCCAUCAAUCAAUAUCGAGAACGUGGGCGCAGCGGUCGAAGGCUGGAUGCGCAAGAUGGCAGCAAAAGCCAGUACAUCACGUGAACCGCAGUCAGGUCGAGGAGUAGCGAGUAGAGGGGGACCUAGCGGCAUUGAUGAUUUGAUCGAGAUGGCCGAAGGCUUUGAAAUUGGAGAGGAUGAAGAGGACGAAGAACAGCAUAGAGGGCGUCAAGGUUCUGAGAACAAUGGUCGACCUGGCAUGAGCAGUAGUGCUUCAUUUGCGCAUGCUGCGGCGCUCAAAGACAGAGCGAGGAGCGGCACCAGUGCGGGCGCUGGCAAGAGGGGCAAGGACGAUUAAUUGGGAGGUCUGAACUUGCUUGGUUUUUACAUGGCAUGGGUCUUGUUUUGUCAUAGAAGUGUUCGAUAGGCAACUUCAUCGUCAUGAACUUUAUUUUUCCCUGAACACCAUCAAGAUUCGUGUAUUCUAGCGCUUACUUCCAACAUCUGCAAGCAUUCGGCAUGCAUCAAUACGAGAUGGAGGGGACGAUCAAAGGUAGUAUGCAAGAAGACUUCAUUCAUAAUAACCAGCGGAAUCCCCCCAAUCUUCGACAUUCUUCUCAAACGCCUUUCACAAUGACACUGGAUCAGAAGAGCGGCCUCAGGCUCGAGUAUGCGACUUCAGAUGACGCAGAAGCAAUCGCACCAUUGUUCGCUCAAUCCUUUCACGACCAC
This is a messenger RNA of Aureobasidium pullulans EXF-150, 2397 nucleotides long. RefSeq lists its product as uncharacterized. The record is from RefSeq and is a predicted model, not a curated record. Lineage: Eukaryota; Fungi; Ascomycota; Dothideomycetes; Dothideales; Saccotheciaceae. Bases 233 to 2023 code for a protein of 596 amino acids. The transcript has a single exon.